CUCGUACCUUGGUAGAAAGAAGCCAUCGGUUCUGCAAAACCCUCAAGAUGUUCUAGUCUCAUAAUUUCGGGAGCUAACGUUAACUCCUCAAGUGAAUAAGAAAUAAAAUAAAAAUUGUGUGACAAGAUGCAUAUAUCCUGGACACUAUUAAUCUGGAUCUUGUGUUGUGUGUUUCCUUCGGUCUUGGCCGCAAAAACCGUGGAUAUUCUCUCGACUUCUGCUCUGAAGAGUCUCGAAGACGAAGAAAUCCUGCGAGUCCUCACGCAUAAUAAAUCGGAUGUGUCGGAGAAUUUCACGUUCGUUGAUCUUGUUGAUAAUUUGAGAAAUCAGAGUGCAACGGCUAAUGAUUUUAUUUGGAGUUCUGAGAGUUUGAGUAACAGACAAAAAUCUAAUCUUUAUUACGACAAAUAUAAGCAUCAGGUUGACAAUGAAAUUGAGCAAUUAUUUUCCAUUACUCCGGUGUUUGAUCCGGCCGCGGGUGCCGUCAGUCCCGAGUGCAGGAGGCAGUCUGAGAUAUAUCAUCGAGAGCUCAAGAGAAUGAGCCUCUGGGCAUUGCAGAUGUUUGAUGCCACCGCUAAAAUUCCCUCAGGCCUCCUGAGCGGCAAUAUUAAUCAACUAGGCGAUUUCGACGAAUGUCUGGGUCUCGAAGGUACCGGAGGUAUCCAUGGUCAGUACUGUUUAGCAUAUCUCCAACUCGAAAUAGAUCAUAAUCGAGAUGAUCUCAAGGAGAUCCACCGACUGGUGCAUUCUCACUAUGCCUUUAGGAGUAAUAUAACUGACCCGGGCCACCGAGUGCCAAGAUUCAGUACGGUCCAGUGGGCAGUCUGCACGCCAUCGUCAUGUACCUCUCAGGAUGUUGAAACAUCACUGAGAGCUACAAUCUCAAAGUACACGAGCCAGACUGGAAUCAACGUCACGGUCAAAGUGGACCGGGAAAUGUGUCAAGUUCAGAGGACCGAGCCGCUUCCUACGGAAACUAUCAUCGUUGGGCUUUUCUUCAUCCUUGUCAUUGGAUUGUCUGUCAUAGCCGCAGUGUGCGAUCAUCUGCAAGCUGAUGUCAGCGAAAUUGUUCUUGCCUUCUCCUUGAAGAGGAAUCUACGCAAACUCUUGUCCAUGAAACGUGGAGACGAUGACAUUGCGACUUUGCAUGGCAUCCGGGCGAUUAAUGCUCUUAUGCUCAUUGUUGCUCAUAAGAGUAUGGCGUUGUUCUUCAAUCCUUAUGUCAAUAGAACUGGCAUGGCCGAGUACCUGGGCCGUCCUUGGACCGUGAUAGGACGCGCAGCGAGUCUCUAUACGGAUCCCUUCAUUAUGCUUUCUGGCCUUUUGACUACCUAUUCAUUCGUGGGAAGACUUAGAAAGUCGGGGGAAAUCCACGUGAGGAAGGAAUACUUAUCGAGAUUAUUUAGAUUGGUCCCAACUCUGGGUGCACUCAUUUUAUUCUGCAUGUUUAUUAUGCCAUAUAUUGGAUCUGGACCGCAGUGGAAUCUUGUUGUAACACAUCAUGCAGAUAUUUGUAAGAAAACUUGGUGGAGAAAUUUUCUUUUUAUCCAUAAUUACUUUGGAUUCGAGAACAUGUGUCUCACCCAUACCCAUCACAUUGGAAUCGACACUCAACUAUUCGCCCUCUCCCCAAUAAUGAUCCUAGCUCUCUAUAAAUAUCCAAAAUUCGGUGGUUUAAUUCUCACCGCAAUUGCCCUCUUCUCAACUGGACUUCGUUACUACGUUACGUAUUUCAAACGACUGAAUAAUUACGUGUUCUUCGGCACCUCAAUCCGGCAAUUAUUCGACACAGCCAAUUUAUCGUACAUUCUACCGACUCACAGAUUAACAGUGUACAUAAUAGGUAUUUUCGUUGGAUAUUUUCUGAGAAUAUGCCCCAAGGGCUACAAAAUUAACAAGUCAAUGAUUCAACUGGGCUGGACCUUGACGACACUGAUGGCUCUUGGGGCUUUCUUUGGACCCGCUGGAAUGGGCUCCAUCAAUUAUGUUUAUAAUCCCACUCAUGCAGCUAUGUACAACGCUUUUGCACCCAUUGGAUGGUGUGCCUUGUUCGCCUGGAUUGCCUUUCUCUCGCACACCGGAAAUACCCGGGGAUGGUUCAGUGGACUCUUCGCAUGGAGAGGCUUCAUAAUCUGUACACGAUUGAGCUACGCCAUUUAUCUCACGCAGUUUCCCGUCUUCUUUUUCAACGUUGGAAAGACGAGGAGUGCAGAUCACUACGAGUUCUUCAGAAUGCUGUUCAAUUUCCACGAACUUGGGUGGAUAGUUCUGACGUCAGUGAUUCUCACUCUACUAUUCGAUUCGCCCUUCCAAAAUCUCAAGACUUACCUCCUGAGGAAGCCAGCAACAGUUUCAAAAUCAUUAAAAGCUGAAUAAGCCAAAUCUCCAACUAAAAAUGGUCAAUUAUGACUCUUGUAAAUAGUCUGAUUAUGCUUUUAAAUAUUACGACACUUGAGUCCCUCUACCUUGCCCGUAUUGUGCCACUUUUACGAUUCUGUAUUUAUAGUAUAACUUGUUUAGAUUCCCACAGGAAUUUUUCACAUUUGCCUUUUCAGAGUGACUCUGGCCAAUUGUAAAUAAUUUGUAAUAUGCACAGUGAUUAGCUAGAUUUAAUUUUUUAUGUUAUUUCCACUUUUAUACCAACUAAUUAAGAGUGACAAACAUCUGGGAUAAAAUACAUAAAAACAUUUGUAUACGUA
Molecule: messenger RNA, 2699 nt
Organism: Diachasma alloeum
Lineage: Eukaryota; Metazoa; Arthropoda; Insecta; Hymenoptera; Braconidae
Product: O-acyltransferase like protein
Exons: 12
Coding region: 127-2376 (749 amino acids)
Molecular function (GO): acyltransferase activity, transferring groups other than amino-acyl groups
Source: RefSeq, a predicted model, not a curated record